GGAUUCAUAUCUCCAUUUCUUUGCAGGGAUGCCAGUGGAAAAUUCAUAAGCAUGGGUUCAACAACCCCAGCCUGGAACAUUAACAACACAGUAGUGAAUGAAAGUUACUACACCGAAAAUUUCUCCUGUAUUAUCAGGUUCAAUACCCUGGAAUUUCUUACUGCCAUCAUUUCUGUGGUUGGACUGGCAGGAAAUGCCAUAGUGCUGUGGCUUCUAACCUUCCACAUGCAUAGGAAUGCCUUCUCCACCUAUGUCCUCAACCUGGCUGGUGCUGAUUUUUUGCAACUUUGCACUCAGAUUGUGUUUUCUCUGCAUUGUGUCCUUCAGGUAAAUGACAGAAUCUUUAUGUUUCUCAUCAUUGUAUUCAUAUUUGCUUACCUUGCAGGUUUAUGUAUGAUUGCAGCCAUCAGUUCUGAGCGCUGCCUAUCUGUUAUGUGGCCCAUCUGGUAUCACUGUCAAAGACCAAGACACACAUCAGCCAUCAUGUGUGCUCUUCUCUGGGCUUUCUCUCUACUGCUGAGCCUCCUGUUUGGGGAAGGGUGUGGCUUUCUGUUCAGUCAUUAUGAAUAUUAUUUCUGUAUUAAUUCUCGCUUUAUCAUUACUGCAUUCGUAAUUGUAUUUUCUGUGGUUCCUUCUGUGUCCAGCCUAGCCCUGUUGGUAAAGAUCAUCUGUGGCUCACACAGGAUUCCUGUGACCAGGUUCUAUGUGACCAUUACUCUUACAGUGGUAGUCUUCACAUUGUUUGGUCUACCCUAUGGGAUCUCUUGGUUCCUCUUGCUAUGGAUUGUGGAUAUUCAAAAUAUUUCCUCUUACAAUGAAGUGAUAAUGUUCCUGUCUUGUGUUAAUAGCUGUGCCAACCCCAUCAUUUACUUCCUCGUUGGCUCCAUUAGGCACUGCAAGUUGCAAUCUCAGACUCUGAAGCAAGUUCUUCAGAGAGCCAUGCAGGAUACCCCUGAGGAAGAGGGUGGAGAGAGGGGUCCUUCACAAAGGUCUGGGGAACUGGAAAUAGUUGGUGCAGUAGUUGAGUGA
Molecule: messenger RNA, 1029 nt
Organism: Apodemus sylvaticus (European woodmouse)
Lineage: Eukaryota; Metazoa; Chordata; Mammalia; Rodentia; Muridae
Product: mas-related G-protein coupled receptor member B4-like
Exons: 1
Coding region: 52-1029 (325 amino acids)
Biological process (GO): G protein-coupled receptor signaling pathway
Cellular component (GO): membrane
Molecular function (GO): G protein-coupled receptor activity
Source: RefSeq, a predicted model, not a curated record